AUGGCGGCGGCGGCGGGCGGCGGCAGUUGCCCCGGGCCUGCCUCCGCGCGGGGCCGCUUCCCCGGCCGGCCGCGGGGCUCCGGCGCGGGCGGGGGCCGCGGCGGACGGGGCAGCGGGGCCGAGCGAGUGCGGGUAGCUCUGCGGCGCGGCGGCGGCGCGGCGGGGCCGGGCGGAGCCGAGCCCGGAGAGGACGCGGCCCUGCUCCGCUUGCUGGGGCUCCGCCGGGGCCUGCGCCGGCUCCGCCGCCUGUGGGCCGGCCCGCGCGUUCAGCGGGGCCGGGGCCGGGGCCGGGGCCGGGGCUGGGGCCCGAGCCGGGGCUGCGUGCCGGAGGAGGAGAGCAGUGACGGGGAAUCCGACGAUGAGGAGUUUCAGGGUUUUCAUUCAGAUGAAGAUGUGGCCCCCAGUUCCCUGCGCUCUGCGCUCCGAUCCCAGCGAGGUCGAGCCCCCCGAGGUCGGGGCCGCAAGCAUAAGAUGAGCCCCCUUCCGCCUCCUCGCCUAACAGAUGCGGCUCCUACUCCCCCCAAGACUCCUGCCCGGAAACGGGGCGAGGAGGGCACAGAACGGAUGGUGCAAGCACUGACUGAACUUCUCCGGCGGGCCCAGGCACCCUCAGUCCCCCGGAGCCGGGCAUGUGAGCCCUCCACCCCGCGCCGAUCUCGGGGACGGCCUCCAGGACGGCCAGCAGGCCCCUGCAGGAAGAAGCAACAAGCAGUAGUGGUGGCAGAAGCAGCUGUGACAAUCCCCAAGCCGGAGCCCCCACCUCCUGCGGUUCCAGUGAAACACCGGACUGGCAGCUGGAAGUGCAAGGAGGGACCCGGCCCCGGCCCUGGGACCCCCAAGCGUGGAGGACAGUCUGGGCGAGGAGGCCGUGGAGGCAGGGGCCGAGGCCGAGGCGGGCUCCCCCUUGUGAUCAAGUUUGUUUCAAAGGCCAAAAAAGUGAAGAUGGGACGAUUGUCCUUGGAACUCGAAUCAGGUCAGGGUCAAGAUCAACAUGGGGAAAGCUGGCAGGAUGCCCCCCAAGGAAGAGUCGGAGCUGGACAGGGAGAGGGUCCUUGCUGGAGGAAGGAGCAAAAACUGGAGGAGGAGGAGGGAGAGGAGGAGGAGGGAGAGGAAGAGAGAGAAGAAGAAAAAGUCGAGGAGGCGGAAGAGCGGGAAGAGAAGGCUGUGGCCGAGGAAGAGGUGAUAGCUGAGGAGAAGGAAGAGAUAAAACUGCCAUCGCCACCACUGACUCCUUCGACCCCUCCACCUCUCCCACCUCCCCCACCCCCUCCGAUGUCUCCUCCAUCCCCACCGGGCCCGCCGCCUCCCCCAGUGUCCCCCCCACCUCCUUCAUCGCCUCCGCCUCCUGCCCCAGAGGAACAGGAAGAAUCCCCGCCUCCUGUGGUCCCAGCCGUGUGCUCCAGGAAGAGGGGCCGGCCUCCCCUGACUCCCAGCCAGCGGGCUGAGCGGGAAGCGGCUCGGGCAGGGCCGGAGGGCACCUCUCCUCCCACUCCAACCCCCAGUGCCACCACAGGAGGCCUUCUUGAAGACAGUCCUACUGUGGUCCCCAAAAGUACCACCUUCCUGAAGAACAUCCGGCAGUUUAUUAUGCCCGUGGUGAGUGCCCGCUCCUCCCGCAUCAUCAAGACACCCCGGCGAUUUAUAGAUGAAGAUCCCCCCAAGCCUCCAAAGGUGGAGGUCUCACCUGCUCAGCGACCUCCCGUUGCCAUCUCCCCGCUCGCCCCCCAGGAACCAGCGCCAGCUCCCUCUCCCCCACGUGCCCCAACUCCUCCAUCUAGCCCUGUACCGCUCCCCGAGAAGAGAAAGUCUAUCCUAAGGGAACCCACAUUUCGCUGGACCUCGCUGACCCGGGAACUGCCCCCGCCUCCCCCUGCCCCUCCACCGGCCCCACCCCCGCCCCCGCCUCCACCCCCACCGCCUGCCCCUGCCAUUCCAUCCCGGAGACCCCUGCUCCUUCGAGCCCCUCAGUUUACCCCAAGCGAAGCCCACUUGAAGAUCUACGAAUCGGUGCUUACUACUACUACUCUUGGGGCCCCCGAAGCCCCUGAGCCAGAGCCGCCUCCCGCCGAUGACUCUCCAGCUGAGCCUGAGCCACGGGCAGUGGGCCGCACCAACCACCUCAGCCUGCCUCGAUUUGCCCCUGUGGUCACCACUCCUGUUAAGGCCGAUGUGCCCCCUCCUGGGGCUCCAGCUCUGAGCAGUGGGCAGCACCCUCAGGCUCAGCUACAGCAACCCCUGCCAGCCUUGCAUGCCCAGCUGUUGCCCCAGGCACUACCACCCCUGCAGCCACAGCUGCAGCCACAGCUACAACUGCAGUCACCACCACAGCAGCCACUACCAUCACAGCAGUCGCCGCCACCACAACCUCCACUAACGCAGCAGCCGUCGCCACUGGAAAAGGCCCGGAUCGCAGGCUUGGGUUCCUUACCACUGUCUGGUGUGGAGGAGAAGAUGUUCAGCCUCCUCAAGAGAGCCAAGGUGCAGCUGUUCAAGAUCGACCAGCAACAGCAGCAGAAGGUGGCGUCUCUGACGCCGCCGAGCCCUGGCGGGCAGGUGGAGGAGGGCGUGGGGACCGUCAAGCAGAUACCAGACAGAGGUUCCGUCAGGUCCGAAGAUGAAUCGUUGGACGCUAAGAGAGAGAGACCGUCGGGCCCCGAGUCGCCUGUGCAAGGGCCCCGCAUCAAGCACGUCUGCCGUCAUGCUGCUGUGGCCCUGGGCCAGGCCCGGGCCAUGGUGCCUGAGGAUGUCCCCCGCCUCAGCGCGCUCCCUCUCCGGGAUCGGCAGGACCUCGCCACGGAGGAUACUUCAUCAGCUUCUGAGACGGAGAGUGUCCCGUCGCGGUCCCAGCGGGAGAAGGUGGAGUCCGCAGGACCCGGGGGAGACUCGGAGCCUGCAGGGUCCGCAGCCACCCUGGCUCACGCACCGCGGCGCUCGCUGCCCUCCCACCACGGCAAGAAGAUGCGAAUGGCGCGCUGUGGACACUGUCGGGGCUGCCUGCGUGUGCAGGACUGUGGGUCCUGUGUCAAUUGCCUGGACAAGCCCAAGUUUGGGGGCCCCAACACCAAGAAGCAGUGCUGUGUAUACCGUAAGUGUGACAAGAUAGAGGCUCGGAAGAUGGAACGACUGGCUAAAAAAGGCCGGACGAUAGUGAAGACGCUGUUGCCCUGGGAUUCCGAUGAAUCUCCUGAGGCCUCCCCUGGUCCUCCAGGCCCACGCCGGGGGGCGGGAGCUGGGGGGCCCCGGGAGGAGGUGGCGGCCCCCCCGGGGCCCGAGGAGCAGGACUCCCUCCUACUGCAGCGCAAGUCAGCCCGGCGCUGCGUCAAACAGCGACCCUCCUAUGAUAUCUUCGAGGACUCAGAUGACUCGGAGCCCGGGGGUCCCCCUGCUCCCCGGCGUCGGACCCCCCGAGAGAAUGAGCUGCCAGUACCUGAACCUGAGGAGCAGAGCCGACCCCGCAAACCCACCCUGCAGCCUGUGUUACAGCUGAAGGCCCGCAGGCGCCUGGACAAGGAUGCUUUGGCCCCUGGCCCCUUUGCUUCUUUUCCCAAUGGCUGGACUGGAAAACAAAAGUCCCCUGAUGGCGUGCAUCGAGUCCGCGUGGAUUUUAAGGAGGACUGUGACCUAGAGAAUGUGUGGCUGAUGGGCGGCCUAAGCGUGCUGACGUCCGUGCCAGGGGGCCCGCCGAUGGUGUGCUUGCUGUGUGCCAGUAAAGGCCUGCAUGAGCUGGUGUUCUGCCAAGUCUGCUGUGACCCUUUCCACCCCUUCUGCCUGGAAGAAGCUGAGCGACCCCUCCCCCAACAUCACGACUCCUGGUGCUGCCGUCGCUGCAAGUUCUGCCACGUCUGUGGGCGUAAAGGCCGGGGAUCCAAGCACCUUCUCGAGUGUGAGCGCUGCCGCCAUGCUUACCACCCAGCCUGCCUGGGGCCUAGUUACCCAACACGGGCUACCCGCAAGCGGCGCCACUGGAUCUGCUCAGCCUGCGUGCGCUGUAAGAGCUGUGGCGCGACUCCAGGCAAGAACUGGGACGUCGAGUGGUCUGGCGAUUACAGCCUCUGCCCCAGGUGCACUCAGCUCUUUGAGAAAGGAAACUACUGCCCGAUCUGCACCCGCUGCUAUGAAGACAAUGACUACGAAAGCAAGAUGAUGCAGUGCGCGCAGUGUGACCACUGGGUGCACGCCAAGUGUGAGGGCCUCUCAGAUGAAGACUAUGAGAUCCUUUCGGGGCUGCCAGACUCGGUGCUUUACACGUGUGGACCGUGUGCUGGGGCUACGCACCCCCGCUGGCGAGAGGCCCUGAGUGGGGCUCUACAGGGGGGCCUGCGCCAGGUGCUCCAGGGCUUGCUGAACUCCAAGGUGGCAGGCCCACUGCUGCUGUGCACCCAGUGUGGGCAGGAUGGAAAGCAGCUGCACCCAGGACCCUGUGGUCUGCAGGCCGUGAGUCAGCGCUUUGAGGAAGGCCACUAUAAGUCCGUGCACAGCUUCAUGGAGGACAUGGUGGGCAUUUUGAUGAGGCACUCUGAAGAAGGCGAGACCCCAGAGCGCCGGGCCGGAGGCCAGACAAAGGGGCUGCUACUGAAGCUGCUAGAGUCUGCGUUCGGCUGGUUCGACGCCCACGACCCCAAGUACUGGCGACGGAGUACCCGGCUGCCAAACGGAGUCCUUCCCAAUGCCGUGCUGCCUCCAUCCCUGGACCACGUCUACGCUCAGUGGAGACAGCAGGAACCAGAGACCCCAGAAUCAGGACAGCCUCCAGGAGACCCCUCAGCGGGUGCUGCUUGCCAGGGCAAGGAUCCAGCUGCUCUGUCACACCUGGAAGACCCCCGCCAGUGUGCGCUCUGUCUCAAAUAUGGGGAUGCAGACUCAAAGGAGGCGGGGCGGCUCCUGUACAUCGGGCAGAAUGAGUGGACACACGUCAACUGUGCCAUUUGGUCAGCUGAAGUGUUUGAGGAAAACGAUGGCUCCCUGAAGAAUGUGCAUGCGGCCGUGGCCCGCGGGAGGCAGAUGCGCUGUGAGCUCUGCCUGAAGCCUGGCGCCACCGUGGGCUGCUGCCUGUCCUCCUGCCUCAGCAACUUCCACUUCAUGUGUGCCCGGGCCAGCUACUGCAUCUUCCAGGAUGACAAGAAAGUUUUCUGCCAGAAGCAUACAGACCUGCUGGAUGGCAAGGAGAUCGUGACCCCUGACGGAUUUGAUGUUCUCCGCCGAGUCUACGUGGACUUCGAGGGCAUCAACUUCAAGCGAAAGUUUUUGACGGGUCUCGAACCUGACGCCAUCAACGUGCUUAUUGGCUCCAUCCGAAUUGACUCCUUGGGUACUCUGUCUGACCUCUCGGACUGCGAAGGACGGCUCUUCCCCAUUGGCUACCAGUGCUCCCGUCUCUACUGGAGCACAGUGGAUGCUCGGCGGCGCUGCUGGUAUCGGUGCCGAAUUCUGGAGUAUCGGCCAUGGGGGCCGAGGGAAGAGCCGGUUCACUUGGAAGCAGCAGAGGAGAACCAGACCAUUGUGCACAGCCCUGCCCCUUCCUUAGAGCCCCCAGAUCAUGUGGACCCCCCGCCAGACACAGAUGCCCUUAUCCCGGGAGCUCCUGAACACCACUCACCCAUUCAGAACCUGGACCCCCCACUUCGGCUGGAUCCAAGCAACCCGCCUCCUCCAGCCCCCCGUUCCUUCUUGGGGGCUCGAAUCAAAGUGCCCAACUACUCACCAUCCCGGAGGCCCUUGGGGGGUGUCUCCUUUGGACCCUUGCCCUCCCCUGGAAGUCCGUCUUCUCUAACCCACCACAUCCCUACAGUAGGAGACCCGGACUUCCCAGCUCCCCCAAGACGCUCCCGUCGGCCCAGCCCCCUGGCCCCCCGGUUGCCACCGUCACGACGGGCCUCCCCCCCUCUCAGAACCUCCCCUCAGCUCAGGGUGCCCCCUCCUACCUCAGUCAUUAGAGCCCUCACACCUACCUCAGGGGAGCUGGCUCCCCCUGGCCUGGCCCCAUCUCCCCCACCACCCUCUGAAGACUUGGGCCCAGACUUUGAGGACAUGGAGGUGGUGUCAGGACUGAGUGCUGCUGACCUGGACUUUGCGGCCACCCUGCUGGGGACUGAGCCCUUCCAGGAAGAGAUUGUGGCCGCCGGGGCAGUGGGGAGCAGCCAUGGGGGCCCCGGGGACAGCUCAGAGGAAGAAACAAGCUCCGCCCCUCGCUACGUCCAUUUCCCUGUGACUGUGGUGUCUGGUCCUGCCCUGGCGCCCGGCCCCCUCUCGGGUGCGCCCCGCAUCGAGCAGCUGGACGGAGUGGACGACGGCACAGACAGCGAGGCUGAGGCUGUCCAGCAGCCGCGGGGCCAGGGCACUCCUCCUUCAGGGCCAGGAGCAGGCCGGGCUGGGGUCAUCGGGGCUGCCGGGGACAGGGCCCGACCGCCUGAGGACUUGCCGUCAGAGAUUGUGGAUUUUGUGUUGAAGAACCUGGGGGGGCCGGGGGAGGGGGGUGUGGGGCCCAGAGAGGAGCCCCUCCCUCAACCACCUCCCAUAGCGAAUGGCAGCCAGCCCCCCCAGGCUCUCCCCCCCAGUCCCGCUGAUCCCGCCCGGACAUUUGCCUGGCUCCCUGGGGCCCCAGGGGUCCGGGUAUUGAGCCUUGGCCCCGCCCCCGAGCCCCCCAAACCUGCCGCAUCCAAAAUUAUCCUUGUCAACAAGCUGGGCCAAGUGUUUGUGAAAAUGGCCGGGGAGGGUGAACCUGCCUCACCCCCAGUGAAGCCGCCGCCGCCUCUCCCUCCACCUCUCCCCCCCGCAACCCCUGCUUCCUGGACUCUGCCCCCAGGCCCCUUGCUGGGUAUGUUGCCAGUGGUGGUCCGCCCUGCCCCACCCCCGCCACCCCCUCCAUUGACACUGGUGUUGAGCGGCGGACCCCCCAGUCCACCCCGCCAGGCCAUCCGCGUCAAGAGGGUAUCCACCUUCUCUGGCCGUUCCCCGCCAGCGCCUCCCCCAAGCAAGGCCCCCCGGCUGGAGGAAGAUGGAGAGUCCUUGGAGGAUCCCCCCCAGGGUCCAGGGCUUAGUGGCAGCGGGUGCAGCCGAGUAAGGAUGAAAACGCCCACAGUGCGUGGAGUUCUAGACCUGGAUGAUGCUGGGGAGGAAAGCCACAGGCCCUUUCAGGACCGGUCCCCUCUGCUGCCACUUCCAGAUGGCGGUGCUACCCGGACAUCCGAUGGUCCCCCCGACUUGCUGCUCGAGUCCCAGUGGCACCACUACUCAGGUGAAGCUUCAAGCUCUGAGGAAGAGCCUCCAUCCCCAGAGGACAAAGAGAACCAGGCCCCAAAACGGGCUGGCCCGCACCUGCGCUUUGAGAUCAGCAGUGAGGAUGGGUUCAGCGUGGAGGCAGAGAGCUUGGAGGGGGCAUGGAGAACUCUGAUUGAGAAGGUGCAAGAGGCCCGAGGGCACGCACGGCUCAGACAUCUGUCCUUCAGUGGAAUGAGUGGGGCGAGGCUCCUGGGCAUCCACCACGAUGCUGUCAUCUUCCUGGCAGAGCAGCUGCCGGGCGCCCAGCGCUGCCAACACUAUAAGUUCCGCUACCACCAGCAGGGAGAGGGCCAGGAGGAGCCACCCCUGAAUCCCCAUGGGGCGGCCCGAGCGGAGGUCUAUCUCCGGAAGUGUACUUUCGACAUGUUCAACUUCCUGGCCUCUCAGCACCGGGUGCUCCCUGAGGGAGCCACCUGCGAUGAGGAAGAGGAUGAGGUGCAGCUCAGGUCCACCAGACGUGCCACCAGCCUGGAGCUGCCCAUGGCCAUGCGCUUUCGCCAUCUCAAGAAGACGUCCAAAGAGGCUGUGGGUGUCUACAGAUCUGCCAUCCACGGGCGGGGCCUGUUCUGCAAGCGCAACAUCGAUGCCGGGGAGAUGGUCAUCGAGUACUCCGGUAUUGUCAUUCGCUCUGUGCUGACUGACAAGCGGGAGAAGUUCUACGACGGGAAGGGCAUCGGGUGCUACAUGUUCCGCAUGGAUGACUUUGACGUGGUGGACGCCACGAUGCAUGGCAACGCCGCCCGCUUCAUCAACCACUCGUGUGAGCCCAACUGCUUCUCUCGAGUCAUCCACGUGGAGGGCCAGAAGCACAUUGUCAUCUUUGCCCUGCGCCGCAUCUUGCGUGGUGAGGAGCUCACCUAUGACUACAAGUUCCCCAUCGAGGAUGCCAGCAACAAGCUGCCCUGCAACUGUGGCGCCAAGCGCUGCCGUCGGUUCCUUAACUGAAGCCGUGGCUGCCCACCAUGACCCCCGAGACCCCUGCUGCCAUCUGGCCCCUAGCCUGGGGGUUCCCGGUUCCUCCCGGAGCAUCUCACCCCCACCCUCAUGUUCAGGGUGGAUGUGGGCGUGCAGGUGUCAAGGGCCCUGCCUCCACCCCUCCAGUCCACCCAGCAAUCGCCCCCCUACGUGCCCUGGGGGCCCAGGAUGUAGAUAUUGUACAAAGGUUUCUAAAUCCCUUCUUUUCUAUGCACUUUUUUAUUUAAGAGGGUGGGAACCCAGGUGGGAACCCCCCACAAUAAAGUCUGUCAAUGUUUGGA
Molecule: messenger RNA, 8534 nt
Organism: Talpa occidentalis (Iberian mole)
Lineage: Eukaryota; Metazoa; Chordata; Mammalia; Eulipotyphla; Talpidae
Gene: KMT2B
Product: lysine methyltransferase 2B
Exons: 37
Coding region: 1-8223 (2740 amino acids)
Biological process (GO): positive regulation of DNA-templated transcription
Cellular component (GO): nucleus; histone methyltransferase complex
Molecular function (GO): histone H3K4 methyltransferase activity; zinc ion binding; protein binding
Source: RefSeq, a predicted model, not a curated record